CAUUAAGAACUGAACCUGAAGAUACACCUCUUCAGAAAAAACUAAGCAAACUCGCUGAUGACAUCGCAAAAUUAGGUGGAGGUGCAACUCUUCUCAUGUUAAUCGUACUAUUAAUCAAAUAUUUUAUCAGCUUUAAUUUUGGUAUUCCAAAUACGACAUCCAUCAUUCAGAGUUUGAUCAGAAUUUUAACUUCAACCGUGGCUUUAAUAGUAGUGGCAAUUCCUGAAGGAUUACCAUUGGCUGUAACAUUAGCACUUGCUUUUGCAACAACUCGUAUGUUAAAAGAUAAUAAUCUUGUGCGAGUUUUAUCAGCUUGUGAGACCAUGGGAGGUGCAACAACUGUAUGUUCAGACAAGACUGGCACAUUAACUCAAAAUAAUAUGUCAGUAGUUACUGGAACAAUAGGGUUGACUUUAAAUUUUUUAAAGGACCUAGCUCGUGCGAAUGAUUUUAGUAUUCCUAACCUAAAUAGGCCUAUCUCAUUACAAAAACUUAAGGAAACUCUUUCACCUGUUAUUAUGAAUUUGUUGGAAGAGUCGUUUGUAAUUAAUUCUACUGCAUUUGAGAAUGUAUCUGAAAAUG
Molecule: messenger RNA, 582 nt
Organism: Racocetra persica
Lineage: Eukaryota; Fungi; Glomeromycota; Glomeromycetes; Diversisporales; Gigasporaceae
Source: the annotation of a GenBank genome assembly